Molecule: messenger RNA, 276 nt
Organism: Oikopleura dioica
Lineage: Eukaryota; Metazoa; Chordata; Appendicularia; Copelata; Oikopleuridae
Source: the annotation of a GenBank genome assembly
AUGGGACGAGCAAAGAAAGAUCCAAAUGCCCCCAAGCGACCACAGACCGCGUUCUUCCUCUUCGCAGCUGAUCACCGUCCCGCUGCAAAGAAGUCUCUUCCUGAAGGUGCCCGAGUGAGCGAGGUCGCCAAGAAAUUGGGAGUCAUGUGGAAGGAAGCCGACGCCAAGACCAAGGAAAAGUACCAGAGCCAGGCAGAAGAAAACAAGGCCAAGUACGCCGAAGAAAUGGAAGCCUACCGAAACGGCCAGGGCGUUACCGCUAACGAUAGCGAGUAA